AUGUUCUUAGCUAAACUCAUAUUGUUAUUGAAAAUAGUUAUUAUUAUUAUUUAUUCACAGAAUGUUAUAAAUUGUGAUGAAAAGACGGAAUUAUUACAAAAUGAUCUAUUAUCCAAUGUACCAUUAUUAGAUAAUUAUGAAUGGGAGAUAGUUACAAGUUUAGUACUGGAUUCAAUUGAAGAUGCUACAAAAUAUUUAUGGAAACAUAGAAUUAAGGUGAAUUUAGAUGGUUAUUUAGGAACUACAAUGGUUGAAGGCAUUAUUCGGACCCUGUUGAAAUUAUACAGACAUAAAAUGCCUCAGGUAAUUGAUAAAAGAAUGCGAUUACUUCAAGAAAAAUUGGAAAUGUUAAAUAAUUUUGGUGUGAUGAAUGUUGAGAAACAAACUCCAUUUUAUUUUUCACGUGUAGGAUUUUUGCUGGAUCCGCAGCUAUGGAAUAGUUUCUAUCCGAUCACGCUACUAAACUAUUCUUUGGUACACAAGUCAAAGUACAAAAGUGAUUCGUGGACAGAGUACAAGAGUGAUAAUUGUCUCAGAGAGUUUCUUUACAAGACAGUUGAUGAUUUCUGUAAAAUUUCAAAACAAUGCUGGAAGUCAGCUACUGAUUACAGUGAAACUGAAUAUGGUCUUACGCACCAGGUAUUUUAUUUUAUGAUUGGAAAACAGACUAAUUGUAGUGAAACAUUGGAUUAUCUUCUAAAAUUCAAUCAACCGGAAAUGAAUACUGAAAAAUAUUUGCAACAGUUAUGUACAAACGUUGCAGUUGAAGCUCAAAUUAUUGCCAGUAAAAAUUUUCCAACUGAUUUUAGGGAUCUGUUCAUGGAACAAGUUGGAUUUUGUGGUUUAGCAGGAUUUUGGCAAAUCUGUAAAAUUGAUUGGUUAAUGAAAAUUAUUUCAUGGCAAAAUAUCAUGGGUUGUUAUCAUAAAUUUGAUACAGAAGAAAUGAAUCCAGAAAAUUUUGAUCCCAAUGUAUAUGGACAUUAUAAGCGUAGAAAACGUUCAGAACAACUUUUAUCCGAUGGUCAACAAGCGUGUCUAUCACAUAGGACAAGUGUAGCAAUGACAGCACUGAGUGGAUAUUUAAGAUAUUUAAUUGAAUUUCAUUAGAUGAUAAAAUCUAUUUUUUGUGUUCAGAAACCAUUAAACCAAUUCAGAAAAGAAUACUAGUUAUUGUUUUCUAAAUGUAAAUUAACUUUGAAAAUUGUAAUUUAGUAAGAUAAAC
Molecule: messenger RNA, 1222 nt
Organism: Schistosoma guineensis
Lineage: Eukaryota; Metazoa; Platyhelminthes; Trematoda; Strigeidida; Schistosomatidae
Source: the annotation of a GenBank genome assembly